GGAACUUCAUGGACAAUGAGAGAGGAUAAAUGGGAGAUUAUGUGGAUAUGUCAUGUGCCACACCCACAAACACAAAGGCAGGCUUAUCUCACCACCAACGUGUACAUAAACUGCCAAUUUAAAACGAAGCACACACAGACACAGCACAGGCCAAGAAAAACUCCCUCCAUGACUAACAUCAACUUUUCUUAUUCCUUAAAGACCAGCCAUGGCACGGACUCCCUACUCCUAUUUCCCACUUCAAGGUUCCUAUCAAAACCUUUUCUUCCCUCUUCAAGAGGUUAUAGGUAUUCUUCAGGUUUGAUUGUAAGGACUCAGACCUUAAUUUAUGCAAGUAGUUUAUCCCAUGGACGCCCUAGUAUUAAGGGACCAAGAGAAGUACAGUUUGCCACAAAAGCACUACCUGUGGCUAAGGAACUUGUAGAGGAUAAGUUAAGGGAUCCUCAGACAAGUGGUGACGCUAUACGUCAGCGCUUCCUCGAAUUUUAUGCUGCAAGAGGUCACAAGGUUCUUCCAAGUGCUUCCCUUGUCCCAGAUGAUCCGACAGUUCUAUUGACAAUUGCAGGAAUGCUUCAGUUUAAGCCUAUAUUCCUUGGAAAGGUACCCAGGGAAGCGCCUAGUGCAGCUACUUCUCAGAAAUGCAUCCGGACAAAUGAUAUUGAGAAUGUGGGUCGAACAUCCCGACAUCAAACAUUCUUUGAGAUGCUUGGAAAUUUUAGUUUUGGAGAUUACUUUAAGAAGGAAGCUAUUAAGUGGGCAUGGGAGCUCUCCACCUCAGAAUAUGGACUCCCAGGUGAUAGAUUAUGGAUUAGUGUUUACCAAGAUGAUGAUGAAACUUUUGCACUAUGGCAUGAUGAGCUAGGUGUUCCUAAAGAGCGAAUAAUAAGACUUGGAGAAGAUGACAACUUCUGGACAAGUGGAGUUACUGGUCCGUGCGGUCCAUGCACUGAACUUUAUUAUGAUUUCCAUCCCGAGAGGGGCACUUCCGAUGUUGAUCUGGGAGAUGAUACAAGAUUUAUAGAGUUCUACAACCUUGUUUUUAUGCAAUACAAUAAGAAGGAUGAUGGUUCACUUGAGCCUUUAAAGCAAAAGAAUAUAGAUACUGGACUUGGUUUAGAGCGUAUGGCCAGGAUUCUGCAGAAGGUCCCCAACAAUUACGAAACCGACUUAAUAUUUCCCAUCAUAGAGAAGGCUGCAGAAUUGGCAAAUGUCUCAUAUUCUCUUGCGGAUGAUUCUACAAAAACAAAGCUUAAAAUAAUUGGAGAUCAUAUGCGUGCUGUUGUUUAUCUGAUAUCUGAUGGUGUCAACCCAUCAAAUAUUGGGAGGGGGUAUGUGGUACGUCGACUCAUUAGAAGGGUUGUUCGAACAGGCAGGUUACUUGGUGUAAAGGGAGAUGGGAUGGGUGAUCUUCAAGGAGCAUUUUUGCCAAUACUUGCCAAAAAAGUGAUUGAACUAAGCACCAAUAUAGAUGCUGAUGUGAAGACAAGAUCAUCCCGCAUACUUGAGGAAUUGAAAAGGGAGGAGCUUCGUUUUGUCUUGACUCUAGAAAGGGGAGAAAAACUUCUUGACCAGAUGCUGGCGGAUGCAUUAUUAAACACUCAGGGAACUGGUACCGCAACCUGUCUGUCGGGCAAGGAUGCGUUCAUAUUGUAUGACACCUAUGGAUUUCCUGUGGAGAUAACAAAGGAAGUUGCUGAAGAACGUGGAAUCAGUAUAGACAUGAAUAGCUUUGACAUAGAAAUGGAGAAGCAAAGACAGCUAUCUCAGGCUGCACAUGAUACAGUUAAACUAUCAGUUGAAAAUGGUGCAAACCUUGCUGAAGAUAUCCCUGAUACCGAGUUUCUUGGCUACAAUACUCUCCAUUCCAAGUCAGUGGUUGAGGGUUUAUUGGUAAAUGGUAGUCCCGUAGCACAAGUCUCCAAAGGAAGUGAAGUGGAAAUUUUUCUGAACAGGACUCCAUUUUAUGCUGAGUCGGGAGGCCAAAUUGCGGAUAACGGUUUUCUAUGCAUCACGGAGGCUGAAAAUGAACAGAAAGCUAUUGUAGAGAUAAAAGAUGUCCAAAAAUCCAUGGGUAAUAUCUUCAUCCACAAGGGGACAAUUACAGAAGGUACUAUAGAGGUUGGCCAAGAAGUAGAAGCUGCUGUUGAUGCAAACUUGAGGCAACGGGCUAAAGUUCACCAUACAGCUACUCAUUUACUUCAAUCAGCACUGAAAAGAGUAAUCGGUCAGGAAACAUCUCAAGCAGGAUCAUUGGUUGCUUUUGAUCGUCUUAGAUUCGACUUCAACUUCCAUCGGCCUCUUCAAGACAAGGAACUUGUAGAAAUCGAAGGUUUGAUCAACCAAUGGAUUGGCGAUGCUGCAAUUCUGGAAACGAAAGUCAUGUCUUUGACUGAUGCAAAAGGGGCUGGGGCCAUUGCAAUGUUUGGGGAAAAAUAUGGAGAACAGGUACGUGUAGUCGAGGUUCCUGGAGUAUCGAUGGAAUUAUGUGGUGGCACCCAUGUCGGCAAUACAGCUGAGAUACGUGGCUUCAAAAUCAUAUCGGAACAGGGAAUUGCAUCAGGAGUUAGGCGAAUUGAAGCUGUAGCUGGAGAUGCUUUCAUUGAGUAUGUCCUUACCAGAGAUAACUACAUGAAGCAGCUAUGCUCCACUCUCAAAGUAAAAGCGGAAGAAGUUACUAGCAGGGUAGAUGGACUUUUGGAAGAACUACGAUUGACAAGAAAUGAAGUUUCAGCUGCUCGGGCAAAAGCAGCAAUCUAUAAGGCAUCAACACUUUCUAGCAGAGCAUCUACCGUUGGAACUUCAAAAAGUAUUAGGCUCAUAGUUGAGUCCAUGGGUGAUAUUGAUGCCGAUUCACUCAAGAGUGCUGCAGAAUAUCUGGUGGAUUUGUUGAAAGAUCCAGCAGCUGUGGUUCUAGGAUCAUGCCCGGGAGAAGGAAAGGUUAGUCUUGUUGUUGCUUUAACCCCUGGAGUUGUUGAUCUUGGAAUUAAAGCUGGUGAAGUUAUAAAGCCUCUAGCUAAAUCAUGUGGUGGUGGAGGUGGUGGUCGGCCUAAUUUCGCUCAGGCAGGUGGUAGAAAACCAGAGAACUUGCCAGGCGCUCUUGAAGAAGCUCGAGAACAGCUUAAAAAGCUGCUUGAUAAAUGAUGCUUAAUGUUAGCAGUAUGAACUGAAGUCGUUAUGUAUCGAUCUUUGGAGUGAGUAGCUCUCGCCACACACAAAAAGAACAUGAAUGCAAGUGCAUCUGCUUCAAUCACAACAUUUCACAUGUAACUAGUUCAGACUCUCAUCUCUCUUUCCUAUCUUCCAUUUGUUCCUUAGUUUUUCUUUUUCUCAUUUCUGUGGUUAGAGUUGUUGCUGCUCUAGGUAGGAGAGGAGGGAAUGUUGUAAAUGGGAUUCUAUACAAAGCAUCAUUCAAUACACUUGCAGAAAUAGGGUCUGAUCAAGUGAAAUUUCAUGUUAUCUUGUUACAUGUGAUUUUACAAAGGUUGCUUAAACUGUCAUUGAAAUAAACUAAUAAUGAUCAAUUUGGAUCCCACAUGGAAAUUGUCCGCGUUUAUCUAUAAAUGAAAGUUCAUCUGUUACU
This is a messenger RNA of Lycium ferocissimum, 3580 nucleotides long. Its product is annotated as alanine--tRNA ligase, chloroplastic/mitochondrial. The transcript has 13 exons. Gene Ontology annotation, biological process: alanyl-tRNA aminoacylation; tRNA modification. Gene Ontology annotation, molecular function: ATP binding; nucleic acid binding; aminoacyl-tRNA deacylase activity. Lineage: Eukaryota; Viridiplantae; Streptophyta; Magnoliopsida; Solanales; Solanaceae. The record is from RefSeq and is a predicted model, not a curated record. Bases 16 to 3141 code for a protein of 1041 amino acids. Gene Ontology annotation, cellular component: cytoplasm; cytosol; chloroplast.